This is a messenger RNA of Nothoprocta perdicaria, 638 nucleotides long. It is a transcript of the gene SSBP1, whose product is annotated as single stranded DNA binding protein 1. Gene Ontology annotation, cellular component: mitochondrial nucleoid. The record is from RefSeq and is a predicted model, not a curated record. The transcript has 6 exons. Lineage: Eukaryota; Metazoa; Chordata; Aves; Tinamiformes; Tinamidae. The coding region runs from base 71 to 517 and encodes 148 amino acids. Gene Ontology annotation, molecular function: single-stranded DNA binding. Gene Ontology annotation, biological process: positive regulation of helicase activity; mitochondrial DNA replication.
CCUCCUCCAAGGCCGCCCYCGCUCCAGCGCUGCGCCGUCUCUUCCCCCCGCAGGCGGCGGCGGCACCACCAUGCUGCGGCGUCCGGCGUGGCAGGUGCUUYGUCAGUUUGUAAGACAUGAGUCCGACACCGCUGGCUCGUUGGUGCUCGAGAGAUCCAUGAAUCGUGUACAGUUACUUGGUCGGGUGGGACAGGACCCUGUCAUGAGGCAAGUGGAAGGCAAGAACCCUGUUACCAUUUUUUCUCUGGCAACCAACGAGAUGUGGCGUUCAGGGGAUAGCGAGGUAGCCCAGGGAGGUGAUAUCAGUCAGAAGACCACAUGGCACAGGAUCUCUGUCUUUAGACCGGGCCUCAGGGAUGUUACGUAUCAGUACGUGAAGAAGGGUGCUCGCCUCUUUGUCGAAGGGAAGCUGGACUACGGUGAAUACACAGACAGAAACAACGUGAGGCGGCAGGCCACAACAAUUAUAGCAGAUAAUGUAAUUUUUCUGACUGAUAAUAUCAAAGAAAAGGCAUGAGGUUGCUAGUGCUUGGACCCAGCCCAUUUCAUUGCUUUCAUUUUACAGUGUAUCAUAAUUCUGUAAUCAUGCAUAUUGCUGUAGUUUCUUUAAAAAAAUAAAUAAAAUAUUUGAUAGGGAA